AUGGUUCAUGUCGGAUCGGCGAUCGAAGAUGAUAUAAUUGUCGAUGAAUCUGCUCUUAUUUGCUGUUUGAGCAACGAUGAUAAUAACAACGAUCUUUUCAUUUUAAAAGAAGACGGCGUGUACCUUUACAAUGUAAUUCAGAGGACGAUCAAGGUCCACAAGACUUUGAACUUGAAAGGUGCAAUAGCUGUUGCUCAAUGCAUACAAGGCGAUUCGGACUUAAAGUAUCUUGCUGUGUUGAAGAAGGAUUGUGAGAUCUUGAUGCUUAGGGCCCUUACUUUCGAGAUUAGUCAAAGGAAACGGCUCGAGCUUGACAAUUGUACUGACAUUCGUCGCGCUGAUAUAUUCUUCGACAAUAUCUACCGAAACUUCCAUUUGUGCAUAGACGGACACUCGGUGUUUUGCAUUGAAACUUCCAAGCUCUUCGGUGCAGACUCUUUAGUCUUCGGACAACAAAUAUAUCGUUCCAGCGCGGAGAUUGUGGAAGCAAUAUGUGUAAGUGUGCAGCAAAGAAACUUUCUGGUGUUCAAAAAGAAUGCCAUUAAUGGGACCCUGGAUCCGGAGCUUAUAACACCGUUCGCGAUGGAACCACAGCCGCCUCAUAUAGAGAGACGCCAUACCUCAUCUGUUGCACGCAUGGUUAAGCUGCUUGCUCAAGGAAGCGGUGCGGAGAAAAUACUGGGUUUUUGUCCUGUAAAAAGCCGCCAGUUGAUUGCUGUAGUUGUGACGUCACGGCGAGUUUUUUUUGUUGGUAACGAUCUAAAGGUGUUUGAGAGUAAUGGCAUAAAGGUCCGUUCAAUAUUCCGUAAUAUUUAUGCACUGCAUGUGGGUGCAUCUUUGAUUUUGUCGUUACAGGAAGAUUCCGGACGAGUGUAUCAUGCUGAGAUUGAUGCUCGAGUAUCGGCCUCUUCAGUACAUUGGAGUUUGUUGCGCAUUUACUACCCGCAAGAGCUUCGAGGCCUUGACUUUUGGAGCCGACCUCUAAGUUCCACUCAAUUCGCUUUCAUUUCUAAACACGGAAUAUGGGUUUAUGACACAAAAUCGAGUAAACUGAGCUUCAGGAUAUCAUGCGAACAGCAAACCUACGUCGAUGCUGUAGUUACCGAGCGAAAAUUCGAUGGUCUACCGCUUCAAGUUGUAGCCUGUGGAGGAGAUUCGCCGUACUGCGGCUUUGUUGAAAGUUUCCGGAAGACGUUGCCAGUUGAUACGUUGACCAUACUCAAGAUUGAUGCCUCUUUCGAGGGCGUUGGACUGAGAGACUUCUGGAUGACGGAUCGUGGAAUUGUCGCAAGUACAUUUCAGAGAAACAGAGAAGAAGAAUUGUGCUAUAUAUCUAAGCGUGGUGUGAAACUGCGAAAGAUUGACAUAUGUUGCGCCACUGAGGUUGGAAGUAACACCUCCGAUCUGCUUUAUCUCAAUGUUGCUGGUCAACUAUUCUUGGAGAGUGAAGGCACGCGAACUGAGGUCUGCUCGAUCGCUCAGCCUCUCAGCAAAGGGACAUGGUCAAUUUUCGCAUCAAAAGAGGCAGAUCGGGACUGGACGUCUUUGGAUAUAAUACUUUCAAAAGGAAGUACUAUCCAAGUUUUUCGCAAUGGCUUGAUGCAAGCAUCUUUUGAGACAGAAUGCUUCAACAUAAAAGACCUAUGUGUGAAACGACUUCCCGAAAACACCCUGGUGAUCGUUGUAACUUGUGAUACUGGACUUCUCCUAAUAAUAUCUUACAGGCUUCAAGAAAAAUCGUUCAAGGUCAAAAAGUCCAUACAACUGGAAAAAGGUGUUCCACUGCGCUUGUGCGACAUAAAGAGUGAUGGUGGGGAAACCCCGUUCUUAUUUCUUUACAACAGGCAUAAGGUUUGGAUUCUGAAUCUUGCUAGCGAGGCGUUUGACGAGUGCGACCUUGGCUACGGAAUUAAGAGCAUGAGGUUUGUGGGGGGAAAGGAGUAUAUCGUUUUGACUGACAAUGACAAGUUUAUUUCACUUCGAUUAAAUUCUAUCAUGCAUCCAGUUUGGACGCGAAGACGAUUAGUGGGAAUAAAAGGCAUUGCAACACAUAUAAUUGAGCUUGGGAAUCCUCGCUUCAUGGUCUUAGCUUCUCAAGAUCACAAAAAUGCUUGCAAAAUCUCUAUUCUAGAUACAGCCACCCUGCAAAUCCUGAACGAGUAUUCCCUACCUGAGUCAGGUACGGUUCGUAGUCUGUUGAUGCUGCAGAAGCCAUAUGAUCACAAGAUUUUGGUUUCUCUCAUGGGAAAGACUUCCUGUCAUGACUCUCUUCUGGUGUUUUCCAUUGAGAAGGAUAAAAUUGUAUGCUUGGCAUACAAAAUGGUGGAAGGCAUUUCUAAUGCACUCACACAGCGUGGAGAAUUGCUUAUUCAGGCGGGACGCGAUAUUUGCAUACUAAGACUUCGAAAAAAAGGCGAUCGUUGGAGCUUCCGCACAGUGCAGAAAUCCAUUCAAGGUUCGGGGCCUCUUUCUUUGAUCUGCAAAAUAAAUGACCAAGAUCAAUUAACAGUCGUUGAUUCUACAAGAGGUGUACGAGUAUAUGACCUAAACUCGGCCGUUUGCUCAGCUUCAAGCGCUGCCAGCUUUUUUAAUGACCGCCAUGAAUUUGCAACACUGUUCGAGACCAAUUCUAAUCACAACAUGAGGGAUAUUAAAGUUAUACUAAGGCCUAUCAUACAGGCUGAAAAGUUGCUGUACAUGGUCAAGCUUGAAGGAACGAAUUUGACUUUAUACUCCAUCGCACAUGAUGAUGCUGGAAAGACACAUUUUCAUAAGUUGUUCUCUCGACAUCUGCCCUUUAGCAAACCAGUGACUAGAUUUAAACAAGUGGGUCUCAAAGAUUGCAUGGUCUGUGCCAAAGGCGGGUUGUAUAUAGUUAAGGUGAAAUAA
Lachancea sp. 'fantastica' is the source of this 2889-nucleotide messenger RNA. NCBI's taxonomy places the organism in Eukaryota, Fungi, Ascomycota, Saccharomycetes, Saccharomycetales, Saccharomycetaceae. The record is from the annotation of a GenBank genome assembly.